Messenger RNA from Ctenocephalides felis (cat flea), 612 nucleotides. RefSeq names its product prisilkin-39-like. The record is from RefSeq and is a predicted model, not a curated record. Bases 1 to 612 code for a protein of 203 amino acids. Lineage: Eukaryota; Metazoa; Arthropoda; Insecta; Siphonaptera; Pulicidae. The transcript is spliced from 3 exons.
AUGACUUUAAGCUUGGCUUUAGUUUUCGCUGAAGAAACAAAAUUACAAGCUGCCAAAGAUGACUUAAACACCGCUUCCAGCGAGCGUAGUAAUUACGCUCAGAAAAUAUUUGUUCUUACAGUUUUCGACUUAUUCGGUAACGUACCUCACCAGACAUAUGGUUAUCCCAAUACCAACUACAACUACAACUAUCAGAAUCGUUAUCCCUCAUUUGGUACAACUGGUGGAUAUUACCCAGGCACCUCAACCGGAUAUUAUCCUGGCACAACAACCGGAUAUUAUCCCGGAUCAUCUUCUGGAUAUUACCCAGGAACGUCUACGGGAUAUUAUCCAGGAACUUCAACCGGCUUCUACCCUAGUACCUCAACGGGUUAUUAUCCUGGAUCGACCACGGGCCAUUACCCAAAUGGCGGAGGAUACUAUCACAACAAUGGAAAUAACUUUGUAGGAAGUCUUGGAUAUAAUGGUUAUUCAGGUUACAGCGGUCGUAGUAACGGAUAUUACAACAACUUGGGAACGUCUGGUUUUGGAUACACUAGCGGAUAUACAUCAAAUUUAAAUCCGGGGUAUACAAAUAACUACGUGAAUUCAUAUAGAAGAUAUUCCUGGUAA